AUGAAGUACGCCGACGAUGCUGAGCGCGAGAAGGCCAAGUACGCUUUCGACUCCAUCUGGACCAGGUACCAACACGCCAGGACCAACUCUGAGGGCGGCACCGUCUGGACCGAGGCCCAAUGCACUGGAGCCACUGGUUACAUUGGGGGCGACUUCUUGUACCUCGCCUACCCAAAACAUCCAGAGUGGGAGUUUUCUCGCCUGGUGAGGAACACGACGAAGGGCGCCAAAGUCGCCCCGACAUUCCCCAAGGUCCGGCUGGUGUACGUUGACCUCGAUGCCGUCAGUCUCAUAGAGGACGAGGCGGCCCAGGCUGACGUGGUCUACCAUUUUGCCAAUGCCGAUCACGCCCCUUCGGCGACAGCGAUCUCGAAAAUGUUACGAACCGACCAUAUGGGAGGCCAAGGGAGAAACAAGGAGGAAGGUUAA
Molecule: messenger RNA, 429 nt
Organism: Cladophialophora immunda
Lineage: Eukaryota; Fungi; Ascomycota; Eurotiomycetes; Chaetothyriales; Herpotrichiellaceae
Exons: 2
Coding region: 1-429 (142 amino acids)
Source: RefSeq, a predicted model, not a curated record